UGAAGCUGGUGAAAUCAUGGGCUCAAAAUAAACAAAAAGAAAAAGUUCCCCACUAAUACUUUGUAAAAAUAGAGAGAUUCCAGGUUCAUGCAGCCAGAAUCAGAUGCCAAACUACACAACACCACUUGUAGCUGCCUUAUCUUCCAAAAGAAUAUCAACUUUUUCACUUUAUGGAAAUAUCCUCAAUCUAAAGGGUCACUCUUUUUUCUUCUAAAAGGGUUACUUUUGAUGCAAGGAUAACAAGGGAUGGGAAUUCACUAGAAAAAAAAAAGAUUCUGAGAAAUUAAAAACAAUUUAAUAACCAAUGGCCCUAUCAAAGGUCUAAGUUGAGGAAGCAUUGGUGACUACUAUAUUCAAUGGAGCAGGAAUCUUUAAGCAGGAGAGGCAGGUUUCCUACAAAUGAUAAGAGGUUUUUGGCCAUAGGCAUUGGACUUGUGGCUGUCAUCUCUCCUCUAUACAUUGACAGUAGAAAAAACACUACUGAACCCCAGCUUGAAGAACAAACCAUCUUUCCCUAUCUUCCACUGCUCUUCUUGAUCACCCUCAUCAUGAGCAUAAGUAUUUCUCAUCAAUUGGCCCGGUUCUCAUCCUAUGAUCAUAGGCUUCUAGCCAUAGGUCUUACACUUGUUGCCAUACUCUCACCUCUGUACAUCGACAGGAGAAAGUUAGUCGAUCCAGAGCUUGAAGAGCAAUCACUUGGCAUAUCUUCUUACUUGCCAUUGCUCAUGUUGUUUCUCAUCAUUGCCAUUGCUAUGUCAUGCUACUUGGAUCAGAGCUUUACCAGGUUCGAUCCUUACUGGAUUCACAGGGUUGGUGGUUCUUCCACUGGGAUUCUCAUAUUUCUCCUUGUUCUUGCAUUUGUUUUGAAGUUUAAAGCUCUCUAGCAUGAAUAAAAAAAGGGCUAAAAUAUGUGCCUUGUAUGUUUAGUGUUCAUGCGUGGUUUGGAAAAGGGGGCAAAAAGACUUUUCGGACUAAAGCAUCAACAAAAUUGAAGUAAAACCAACUCAACACUUGAUUUCACCAUUGUCGUUCUUGACCGUAAGGAAUCAAGCAAUCAUGUAUUUGAUAGUUGCUACAUCCAUAGAUAAUUACUUCCUCUCUCCCAAUUUGUGUAGGUGUUUGAUCGGGUACAAAGUUAAAAAUGUGAGGAAGACUUUUGAAAUUUAUGAUCCACAAUAAGCCAUAGAUAUUUCUGUGGCUAUAAAUCUCUCAUUAAGGUGUAAACUGACUAGUUUAAAAUUAGACAGUUACUCGUUCUUUUUGUGACCGAC
Molecule: messenger RNA, 1271 nt
Organism: Solanum verrucosum
Lineage: Eukaryota; Viridiplantae; Streptophyta; Magnoliopsida; Solanales; Solanaceae
Exons: 1
Coding region: 357-884 (175 amino acids)
Source: RefSeq, a predicted model, not a curated record